This is a messenger RNA of Xenopus tropicalis (tropical clawed frog), 1519 nucleotides long. RefSeq names its product coiled-coil domain-containing protein 107 (gene ccdc107). NCBI's taxonomy places the organism in Eukaryota, Metazoa, Chordata, Amphibia, Anura, Pipidae. The transcript is spliced from 6 exons. Bases 132 to 992 code for a protein of 286 amino acids. The record is from RefSeq and is a predicted model, not a curated record.
CGUCCCUGUAUUAUUAUUGGGAGUUUUUGCGUUGCAUGGGUGGGAGCAGCAAACUCUUAUAGUAGUGGAGAUGGUGACAGUAUACUGAGGUUAUAUUGUGGGGUGUGGAGGGUUGGCAAAACAGUGAGGACAUGGCGCUGUCAGUCGUCAACCAGUUAAUGGUACUGAUAUCUCUAACUCUGGUAGUGGUAACCAUCAUGCCCAGGAUCUUUGGCAGCGUGGGAAACAGAGAGGUAGCCGGCAAGCAGGAAAAAGAGAGGAUUUCGCCUGUUCACGGCCGUGCUAGCAAAGGUAAUCCUGGUAAAUCAAAUAUGGCUCCAGGAGGGCCAGAAAUGAUUAUUCCAAAUAAUAUAAGAAAUUCAAUAGAACAGGAAAUGAAAACAGAGAAGAUAAGUGGGAGAAGCCAUGGCAUUGCUUUCACUCUGAUGCCAGUUUAUGCUAUAGGUGUGGCUCUCUUUGCAGCAUUCAAGUUCACAAAAAUAAAUAGAAAAGAAAAUAAUCAAGCACAGCUGGAAGAAGAAGCAACCAAAAGGAAGGCAGAAGAAACAGAAAACCAGCUUGUUGAACUAGAGCGUCAUCUUUUACAAACUGAGGACAUGUUGAAUUCUUUACUCUCACAGCUGGAUCCACUGUCUAACUGCGUUAAUGGUCUAGCUAAUGGACAAAACGAUGAAAUAAUGAAUCAGCUGCAGCAGAUCAGACAACUAAUGAAGAGAACUGGAGUGGAUAAAAGUUCAGCCAACAAUGUCUGCCAAGAUCUUCUGGAAGAUUUUGAUUCAUUCAAGGGGCACUGUUCUCAUCUUAGUGAGGAUGAUGAAAAGGAAAAUGAAGAAUCCUUGACUAAUUCUUAUGAAACAAACAGGACUCAGUAUGUGACAGAAGAGGAAUAUAAUGACACUGAUUCCCUGGAAGCAGUAGACAGUGAUUAUUGUAAUGAAGAUGCUGUCCUAUCAAAGGAAGGCUUGAGAAAGCGCAUUGUGACUGAACUGUAAUGACACUUGGCAUUUAACUUUCUAUGAAUUUAAGAUUAUUCAUACAAAUUUAGAAACUAUAAAGGUUUCAUUUGAAGGUAUCGUUAGUAUAAAAUCUACAGUAAACGAAUAGAUCCAUGCAUUGAGUACAUUUAGAAAUGUGUAUGACAUUUUAAAUGAUAUGUAGGCUAGCAUGAUACCUGCAGGUCAGACUUAUUCUGGCUAAAGACAAUGGAUAAACCUAGGGUUCAGGUUCAGUGUGGGUUGCUAUUGGCUAGCUGCAGUGUGCAGUAGCUUUUACUGUGCUUUACAGCUGCUCUUACUAUCCCUUUGCUUCUGUCAGUGUGGCACUAGGUCCUAUCACCUUUGAUGUCAUCUCUGGCAUCACCAUAGGGUAUGCAUUGGGCUGUAAGGAGUAGGUGUGGGUUAGAGCUAAUGAGAGUCAGGAAAUUCCCAAACUACACAUUACUAUACUUUGUGUCAUGCUAACUUUACCAUGAAAGAGAAAAAUAAGGAACCAUAUGUAAAUGAAAUAAUUCACAAGCUUA